This is a messenger RNA of Penicillium daleae, 756 nucleotides long. RefSeq lists its product as uncharacterized. The record is from RefSeq and is a predicted model, not a curated record. NCBI's taxonomy places the organism in Eukaryota, Fungi, Ascomycota, Eurotiomycetes, Eurotiales, Aspergillaceae. The transcript is spliced from 2 exons. The coding region runs from base 1 to 756 and encodes 251 amino acids.
AUGGCACCAAAGGACAAGUACACCGAUCCCAAGCUCCGCGAGGAAAUCAAAGAGGAAAUUCACAACAGUGACAAGGGCGGGAAACCCGGACAAUGGUCUGCUCGCAAGGCCCAAAUGAUGGCCUCCGAAUACAAAAAACGCGGCGGCGACUACACAACCUCUAAACAAGACGGGCAAUCCCCAUCGCAAAAGCAUCUCAACGAGUGGACGAAUGAAGAAUGGCAGACAAAAGAGGGAUCGGGGACUGCGCGGAAGGACGACGAGAAUGGUACGCGGAAGCGGUAUUUGCCGAAGAAGGCGUGGGAGCAGAUGAGUGAGGGGGAGAAAGAAGAGACGGAGGAGAAGAAGGUUGAAGGGUCGAAGGAGGGGAGGCAGGUUGUUGGGAAUACGGAGAGGGCGAGGGAGGCGAGGAGGGAUGUUAGUGGUAGGAAGGGGUCGGGUGAUGAGGAGGAAGAGAAGGGGAAUGGAAAAGGAAAGAAAGGACCGAAGACGCGGAGUUCUAGCAAGGAUGAUGGUGAUGACGAUCAAUUUGAUGAGGAGGAGGAUGAGGAAGACGGAAAUGAGAAGAAUAGUGCCGGGACAAAGCGGACUGCGAAGCAGUCGACUGGUUCUAACAAGAAACAAAAGGAGAAUGGAAAGAAGGAAAAAGAAGCUGAGGAUGCCGAUGACGGCCAAGAGGAGGACGAAAACGAGGAAGAGUAUAUAGAAGACGAAAGCGACGUGGACGAAGAUGUCAACGAAGAGGAAGAAGAGUAA